This is a messenger RNA of Tripterygium wilfordii, 1242 nucleotides long. RefSeq names its product lactoylglutathione lyase GLX1-like. Gene Ontology annotation, molecular function: lactoylglutathione lyase activity; metal ion binding. The coding region runs from base 97 to 969 and encodes 290 amino acids. Lineage: Eukaryota; Viridiplantae; Streptophyta; Magnoliopsida; Celastrales; Celastraceae. The transcript is spliced from 9 exons. Gene Ontology annotation, cellular component: cytoplasm. The record is from RefSeq and is a predicted model, not a curated record.
AAAAAGUUAACAAGGAUGCUAUGAUCGCCUCAGCCUCUGCCAUUACUCUCACUCACACUUCGCUACCUUUUAUCUGAGUAAAGAAUUUGACUGAACAUGGCUGAGGCUGCACCAGUUAAUGCCGAAUUGUUGAAAUGGGUAAAGAAAGAUAAGCGUCGGUUCCUUCAUGCUGUAUACCGUGUUGGUGAUCUUGAUCGCACAAUCAAGUUUUAUACUGAAUGUUUUGGAAUGAAGCUUUUGAGGAAAAGAGAUGUUCCAGAGGAAAAGUACUCCAACGCUUUUCUUGGGUUUGGCCCAGAAGAAUCUCAUUUUGUUGUUGAGCUAACAUACAAUUAUGGGGUAACCUCAUAUGAUAUUGGAACUGGUUUUGGGUAUUUUGCGAUUGCAACCGAAGAUAUUUACAAAAUGGUUGAGAACAUCCGUGCUAAGGGUGGCAAUAUCACUAGGGAGCCUGGUCCAGUUAAAGGUGGAUCAACUGUUAUUGCCUAUGUGAAGGAUCCUGAUGGUUAUACUUUUGAGCUCGUCCAAAGAGGUAGCACACCUGAGCCUCUAUGCCAAAUAAUGCUUCGUGUUGGGGAUCUGGAACGGUCAACCAAAUUCUACGAGAAGGCCUUGGGGAUGAAGCUAAUAAAGAAGACCGAUAGACCUGAAUACAAGUACACAAUGGCCAUGCUGGGCUAUGGAGAGGAGCUUGAGUCCACUGUUAUUCAGUUUACUUACAACCAUGGUGUGACUGAUUACACCAAAGGAAAUGCAUAUGCACAGAUUGCUAUCAGUACUGAUGAUGUGUACAAAAGUGGUGAGGUGGUUAACGUGGUCACGCAAGAGCUUGGAGGAAAGAUUACUCGGCAAGCUGGACUAAUUCCUGGAAUUAAUACAAAAAUCGUCUCUUUUCUUGAUCCUGAUGGCUGGAAAACUGUCCUGGUUGACAAUGAAGAUUUUCUGAACGAACUGCACAAGCAGGAGUGAUUGCAUGAAGGGAAAUAUUGUGGCUAUCUUUAGCGGGGAGUUUGCUACUACACGCAUGAAUAAAUUAGAGCUUUGGGUUUACAGCACCCAGUAUGUGACUAUGUGUGUAAUAUGGUUAUGGACCCUAUGGUAAUGGCCUAGUGAUUAGAACUCUGUUCUACUGCUUGAACACCCGAGAGUCUCUCUUUUAUGCAUUAGUAGUAAUUUCUAUCAAUGGAUUAAGUAAGGUAUAAUGCUAACUCGAGUUCCAAAAAUUGAAUUGCUUGGCAAUAA